AGCACUUGCCAGGUAGGAAAGGUAGCGGUCACACCCGGUCACACUGCUUUUAUUGACGACGUAGGAGCUGGAAAAUUGUGAAGUGAAAAAAUUAAAAAAGUGCCCCCCACAACGUUAAUUUGGCCAGCAAUCUUACCACUUGCAUCAUCCCAACAAUGAACAUGUACAACGGACAGGUGAACGCCUUCGGUGGCGGUGGCGGUGGAGGCGGCAUGCUGCCCAAUCCCAAUGCCAAUGUUAAUCCCCGCAUGGGCGGCGGAGCUCCCGGCGGCGGCGCUAUGUUCCAGCGUAAUCGCUCUGCACCGUACCCGGGAUUCAAUGGUCAUGGACAUGGACCAGUUAACGGCGGCCAAAGACGCAUGAAUGGCGGCGGCGGCGGAGGGGGCGGUGUCCCACGCAACGACGGAGGAUUCGGUGGCCAGCGGUCAUCGAACCACGGUGCUCACCUCCCAAAGAUCGUCUGGUCGGAGGUGAACCUAACCCCCUUCCGCAAAAACUUCUACAAGCCCUGCGACUCGGUGCUGGCCCGCACACAAGGCGAAACCGAGACCUUCCUCGCCAACAAUGAGAUCACCAUAAAGGGCGACCAGGUGCCCACUCCGAGCAUUGAGUUCGAGGAGGGUGGCUUCCCAGACUACGUGAUGAACGAGAUCCGCAAGCAAGGCUUUGCCAAGCCCACAGCUAUCCAGGCUCAGGGAUGGCCCAUCGCGAUGAGCGGCAGGGAUCUAGUGGGUGUGGCCCAGACAGGAUCGGGCAAGACCCUGGCCUAUGUGCUGCCAGCUGUUGUCCACAUCAACAACCAACCGCGCCUGGAGCGCGGCGAUGGACCCAUUGCUCUGGUUCUGGCACCCACUCGCGAGCUGGCGCAGCAGAUCCAGCAAGUGGCUAUCGAGUUUGGAAGCAACACUCAUGUGCGCAAUACCUGCAUUUUCGGCGGAGCACCCAAGGGCCAGCAGGCUAGAGAUUUGGAGCGCGGCGUUGAGAUCGUCAUUGCAACGCCCGGCAGGUUGAUCGACUUCCUCGAGCGAGGCACCACCUCGCUGAAGCGAUGCACCUACCUGGUGCUCGACGAGGCCGAUCGCAUGCUGGACAUGGGCUUCGAACCUCAAAUCAGGAAGAUUAUGCAGCAGAUCCGUCCGGAUCGCCAGGUUCUCAUGUGGUCCGCCACCUGGCCCAAAGAGGUCCGCCAGCUGGCCGAGGAGUUCCUGAACAACUACAUCCAGGUGAACAUUGGGUCGCUGUCGCUUAGCGCCAACCACAACAUUCUGCAGAUCGUCGACGUCUGCGACGAGAACGAGAAGCUUAUGAAGCUGGUCAAGCUGCUGACGGACAUCUCGGCGGAGAGCGAGACAAAGACCAUCAUUUUCGUGGAGACCAAGAAGCGGGUCGAUGAGAUCACCCGCAAUAUCUCCCGCCAGGGCUGGCGCGCUUGCGCCAUCCACGGCGACAAGUCGCAGCAGGAACGCGACUUUGUUCUUUCGAGUUUCCGCAACGGCCGUCACUCGAUUUUGGUGGCCACGGACGUGGCUGCUCGCGGACUGGACGUUGACGAUGUCAAGUUUGUGAUCAACUACGAUUAUCCUUCCAACUCGGAGGACUAUGUGCAUCGCAUCGGGCGCACCGGACGCUCCAACAACAGGGGCACGGCCUACACCCUGUUCACGCAUUCCAACGCCAACAAGGCAAAUGAUCUGAUCCAGGUGCUGCGCGAGGCCAACCAGACCAUUAGUCCCAAACUGAUGAACAUGGCCAUGAGCGGGGGCUACAACAAGCGCGGAGGCGGUAUGGGCGGCGGCUACCGUGGCGGCAACGGCUACCAGGGACGCAACCAGCAGAUGGGCGGCGGCUACAAUGGUGGCCGCGACUACCGUAACAACAACAACGGCGCCGGAGGCAAUCGCAAUGGUUUCAAUGGAGGAGGUGCUGGCGGACCGCCACGCUUCGACCAAAAGCCACGCACCUCGCCCCCGAAUCAUGGCGGCAACGGAGGCUAUCGCGGCCAGGGUAAUCAGGGAGCCGGUGGCUACCAGGGCCAGCAACAGCAGCAGCAGCAGAAUGGCGGAGUGCAAUUCUCGCGCUUCAAUCCGAAUGCCGCCUGUUUCGAGCCGAAGACACAGAACGCACCGGGAGUUAUUCCCCAGCAGGCCCAACACCAGCACCAGCAGCAUCAGCAGCCACAAGCCCAGGCUCAGGCCCAGGCCCAGGCUGCACAGCAACAUCUUGUGACUGAUGCUGCCUACGGUAUUGACCAGAAGCGUUCCCGUUUCUCGCCGUACAACAUGAACUUUGGCAACAUGCCGGCGCCGGCACUGAACCAGCCCCAGCAGCACCCGACUCCGCAAGCUCACCAAGCCCAUCAGGGCCACCCAGCUCACCAAGCGCAUCAGGCUCAACCGGCGGCCGCAGCUUUAGCGGCCGGAGGAGCUUUGCCGUACGGCCAGUAUUCGUCAAUGUCCUCCAGCAUGGCCACCGUGUCGCUGAACGGCGGAGGAGUGGCGGUGCCUUAUUCUUACCGAGCUCAGUAUGCAGUGCCGACGCCGGCGGACGUCUUCGCUUACCCGCCGCCUCCGCUGCCCGUGCAGAACUAGAGGCUUCAUUAGCAUACCAAAUUCGUAGAUUCGACUCUACUGUAAUUUCCUUUCCCCACACACCACACACUAAACACUACACACCAUACACCAAACACCACAUCCAUUAUACGCACAUCCAGUAUGCAUAUACACAUCAUGUACACGAAUCACGACAACGAUCACCAUUUCAGACUUGAUAGGGAAGAUGUUGGAUGAGCGUCGUCGAUAGCGUUCGUACGUUCUGUGUAGAUCUCCUCCGCCCACACCGUAGCUAUGUAAUAUGGUUUAAUCUGGAAUCAAAUACGCUUUUAAUUUGAUAAAUCUCUUUGUUUAACCUCCCACGAACCUAGGUACUCCCAAUUUAGUUAAUAAGACUUUGGUUUAGUCAAAUUGUUAGGGCAUUCGAGUGCCGAUCAUCGAUGUUGUUGGCAUUUAUCUUUCCAAAGGCCCUGGGCGUAUUUGAUUUCUUUAUACAAUUCUCGAAUAUUGUACCAAUCUAUUCCUACAAUUGUUGCAAAAUAGGUGUUUGCAAUGCUCCUAAAACAAACAACAAACAAAAACAAAAAC
Messenger RNA from Drosophila bipectinata, 3137 nucleotides. RefSeq lists its product as uncharacterized. The record is from RefSeq and is a predicted model, not a curated record. Gene Ontology annotation, cellular component: cytoplasm; nucleus; ribonucleoprotein complex. Gene Ontology annotation, molecular function: ATP binding; RNA helicase activity; RNA binding. NCBI's taxonomy places the organism in Eukaryota, Metazoa, Arthropoda, Insecta, Diptera, Drosophilidae.